Molecule: messenger RNA, 426 nt
Organism: Entamoeba nuttalli P19
Lineage: Eukaryota; Evosea; Mastigamoebida; Endamoebidae
Exons: 1
Coding region: 1-426 (141 amino acids)
Source: RefSeq, a predicted model, not a curated record
AUGUCUGAUAAUCCUAUCCCAUACACUAGCACUUACUCAACCUCUUAUAACCCAUAUUCCACAAGGGGUAGUGAGAGAACACUUUCUAACUCUUCAAUAAUUACAUCAAAAUAUCCUGAACCUCAAAACUAUGUCUAUAACUAUGGAAAACCUGCAGAAGUAUUGCCUCCUUCAUCUACACAAUUUCCUUGUGUUUAUCAUAUUCCUACGUACAGAGAAGUACCUCCAUUAUUCUACCAACUACCAAAUUAUCAUGAAAGAAGCCGUUCAAGGAGUAGGGGAAGAAAUUACUCAGAUAGAAGACGACAUAGCUCACAUAGCAGAAGAAAUUCACGUAGAAGAAACAGGAGUCACAAAAGUCGUAGUAGAAGUCAUGAACGACUUCGUGAUAGAUCUCGUGAAAGAUCACGGGAUAGAAGACAUUGA